AUGGUCCCUGUGUCUUGGCUCUGCACUGUUCACCCUGGCAGGAUCCUCUCUCGUCCUCCUCCCUCUGCUUAUUCUACUCCUCUUCAGCGCUCCUCUCGCUCUCCUCCUCGCUCUGCUCCUCGCUCUGCUCCUCGCUCUGCUCCUCGCUCUGCUCCUCGCUCUGCUCCUCGCUCUGCUCCUCGCUCUGCUCCUCCUAUGCCCUCCUCUGCCCCUCCUCCUCCCGGGCGUCUUCAGCUCACCUCUCUGACUGACUCUUGGUUCGCUCCUAUUCCCUGCGUCCGUAAAGUUCCCAGACGCACUCCUCCAGCUAAACCUGCACCUCCUGCUAAAGCACCUCCUCAGAUCUCCAAAUCUAACUCUGUCCCUAUUUCCCCGCAGUCUGAGCCCACCCCUGCCAUCCCUGGACCUUCCUCGGCCUGGGCGCUGUCUGAGAAGGCCCAGAAGCACAAGCGCAAAAGGUCACGUGAGCCGGACGCCAAACAUCCACCCAAAAAGCACAAGUCUUGUUAA
Molecule: messenger RNA, 510 nt
Organism: Knipowitschia caucasica
Lineage: Eukaryota; Metazoa; Chordata; Actinopteri; Gobiiformes; Gobiidae
Source: the annotation of a GenBank genome assembly